Messenger RNA from Prorocentrum cordatum, 1480 nucleotides. Lineage: Eukaryota; Dinophyceae; Prorocentrales; Prorocentraceae. The record is from the annotation of a GenBank genome assembly.
AUGAUCCUGGUCCCCGCGGGCCACGCUGCCCUGCUGGAUGCCGAGGCGCUGGCGGCGGCCGCAGCCACGCGAACGGCCGGCCCAGACGUCGACGACAUCGACGCGCUGGGCAAGUGGCUCUGCUCCGCAGCCUUGGCCUCGGUGGCGGUCCUCGCGGCGGCGACGGAGCUCACGGCCGCGAGGCUGCGGAGCCAGGCUGGCGCCCAGGACGACUCCGCCAAGAAGGCGGCCGAUUUGGAGGAGCUCGAGGAGAGGGACAGCUCCGGCGACAUGAGCGACCCGCGCUUGGCGCGUUGGGUGGCCGUGGUGGCCGGCUGGGCCCUCCUCGCCGUGUUCAGCGUCGUGUACUGGGCCACCGGCCAGCUCGCCCCACUGUCCAUCUGCGCCGUCGGCCUGGGCGUGCUCUUCACCAUGCGCCCCGUGGAGUUCGCGGGGGGGGCCGUGCGAUUCAACAUGGCGACCGUGCCCUGGCUGUGCAUCUUCUGGCUGCUGGCCACGCGCGCCAUGCCCUUUAGCGUGGUGUGGACGGGCAUCAUGGGGCAACAGGGCGUCGACAUCUUGCCGUGGACCAUGCUGGUCACGUUCGCCAGCUCCGUGUACAUGUGCACCUCCCUGGAGGUCACUGGCGGGCUGGACGCCUUCGCGCACCAGAUGACGAAGACCUUCGGAGAUUCCCCCACCCUGCUCUUCUUCGCGCUGGCCUCUCUGGCGGCGGCCUUGACGUGCCUGAUCCCAGAUGACGUCGUGACCAUGACCUUGGCACCCACGGUCUGCGCCUUGUGCGCGGAGCUUCGGCUGGAUGCCAAGCCUUACCUUCACGCGAUCUUCUACAACGCCAACAUCUGGGCGGUGACCCUCGUCACGGGCAACAUCACCAACGUGAUAGUGGCCGACGUCACGCACAAGGGUUUCCUGAGCUUCGCGGCCAGCAUGAUCAAGCCGGGCGCGGCCGCGGGGGCGACGUCGAUGGUGUUGCUCUGGGCCACGUUCUCCUCCUCGCUGCAGGCUGCCUCGCAAGAGGCGGUGGCCAGAACCCAGGGCGCCGCAGAGCUGCCCCUGCAGCGUAUGAACACCAUGGGCAUCGUCCAGUACCGCCUGCGCGCACGCAUCUGUGCCGCUCGAUUCGGCUUCGUCUUCGUGUGGGCUUCCUUGGACGGCCUGCACCACUGGCCAAUAUGGCUCACGAUGGGCACGUUCGCUGGGGCAUCGCUGGCCAUGGACCUGGCCAUGGACGCCAUGGGGCUCGACGACGCCCGCUCGUUCACGAUGCAGGUGCUGCAGGCCGUGCCUUUCGACAUGUUUUUCUUCUACCUGGCCCUCUUCGUGCUGGUGCAGCAGCUACUGCACGCGGGGGUGGUGGACGUGCUCGCGCGGGACCUCGCGCCUCUGGCGAACAGCCCCUUCCUGGCCGCCGGGGCGAUCGGAUUCUUGGCGCUUCUCGCGGCGCAAGCCGUGAGCUCGGUGCCCAUGACGAUAUCCA